AUGAAUGUUACUGAAGAAUCUGUAGAAAUAGUUCCAAUGACAGACACGUACACAGGUGAUGACAUCUUCAAGAACAUGGUAGAAGCUCUGAAUAAAAUAGGUGCCAUCUGGGGAAAAAAGGUGAAUCUGGCCACAGACAGACCACCACGGGUCAUAGCAGUGCUGAGGCCAGUUCCUGCCCAGCCACUCACCUUCUAUAAACACCCAUUAGGACGGGAGAAUAUUACAGGAUAUGAUAUAAUGGCAUAUUCCUGGUGGAGGUUUAUGAAUGACUCUGAUACACCCCCACACUGGCUUCUGCAAUUCCCAAUGGUCAAGGCCACAGUGAGAGCCAUGGAUACGGUCACAGACUACAUGAUGAAAACGUAUCGUAAGAACAUCACCCAGUUCACACUGGCAGGAAUUUCCAUGGGUGGCUGGGCCACUUGGUUGACUGCAGCAGUUGAUCGUAGGGUUGUUGCAAUUAUUCCCAUUGGCAUGGAUUUGCUGAACUUCACCGAGAAUUUCCACCACCAGUUCCGAGCAUAUUGCGGCUGGUCUUAUAUGUGGAGACCUUUCUAUGAGAUGAAUAUAACUAAAGAGUUGGACAACCCCCGUUUCAGUGUUCUGGCUUCGCACGUGGACCCACUGGCAUACAAUAAGCGAUAUACAAACAUAUCCAAGUAUGUGAUCAUUGCAUCAGGGGAUGAAGUCUCCAUGCCUGACAACUCCCAUUAUUACUUUCUCCAGCUAGAAGGCGAGAAGAAUCUCAACCUCAUGCUGGCCCACUGUAGCAAGGUAUCAUCCACCGCCAGCACAUGCCAGGCGGUCUUCUCUUCCCAGUCCAUCGGGUGGUGGGCAGGAGGGAAACGUGCUGCUCCUGUCAAAGCUCCUGAGUGGAAUGGCAUCGCCCACGAGGCUGGAUCUGAGGUGGGCUGGGCGUACCGCCCAUCCUGGUUGACCCGCCUCCACUGCAUCCUUCACCACGGCGACAAUCCUGCCCGCCAGUGA
Molecule: messenger RNA, 990 nt
Organism: Eublepharis macularius
Lineage: Eukaryota; Metazoa; Chordata; Lepidosauria; Squamata; Eublepharidae
Product: autocrine proliferation repressor protein A-like
Exons: 9
Coding region: 1-990 (329 amino acids)
Source: RefSeq, a predicted model, not a curated record